GGUUUUACUGUACACAUGGGAUAAAGAGGUUAUUUAAAACUCCGAUUCGAUUUUAAAAUGUAUUUUUAUAUUUAUUAAAUAAAGACAUAAACCUACGAAAAUGCUUCGAAAAAUAUUUGGGAAUUCUGCAAUUGUAAUAUCAGGAGUGUUGCCCUUUAAUUGGGAAUGGGAGAAUUUUGAUCAAAUAAAAACUACAACAAAAGCUUCGCAAGCUUUUUAUAAUCGUAAUGCAGAAAAUGAAACUGGUUGGGAUCGCUUGUAUUUAAUGUUUAGUUUAGAUGAAUUUAAUAACUUUAGUCCUGAAUUAAAUUCUACUAUGCAAGCAGGAUUUAUGGGUUUAUUUAUUGGGGCUUGCUAUGGUGGAUUUAUUCGGAGUCGUGUGGCGUAUUUAGAUUUUAUGGAAAGAAAUCAAGCUACAGCUUUUAAAUCACAUUUAGAUGCUAAAAAACAACUGCAAGAUGCUGUAACAAUGAGCUUUGCAAAAGGAGCUUUUCAAUGGGGUUGGCGUUUAGGAUUAUUUACGUUCACCUAUGUUGGAUUCACAACAGCAUUUUCCGUAUACAGAGGGAAAUCUGGUAUCAUUGAAUAUGUUGGUGCAGGCGCUCUAAGUGGAACACUAUAUAAAUUUAACGGUGGUCCACGAGCCAUGUUAGUUGGUGGUGUAUUAGGCUCCGUAUUAGGUGGUACUGCUGGUAUUCUAUCAUAUGGAAUUACAAAAUUAACGGGUAUGUCGUUAGAAGAGGCUAGAUAUUGGCAAUAUCAAUGGAAGAAUGAUCGUGAACAGCGGGUACAAGAAAUUUAUAGGAGGCACGCGGAAGCAACGGAAGAUGAUAAAUUAAUUAAACAUCAUAAACAAGUUGUUGGAGAAACGAAUCCCGAGGAAGUUCUGAAAAAUAUUGAUUCAGAUGCAAAAACCAGAUAAUUUUGUAAAUUUAGAUAUUCUAUUGGAAGAUCUUGUCGAAAGAUUUGGGGAAGAGCCAUCUUGUCUAAUAUACGAUCUCGACAUGUUUGACGCAGGAUACGUUAAACGUUUCUUAAACUCAAACCCCUCUGCGCUGUGUUCCAGUGAGAGUGGUUAGUAGAUAAUAGAUAAGAUUUAAGUUAUUUCAACUGUUGUUAUUACUUGUUGUAAAAAUGAAUCAAAAUCUGUAAAUAAUUAUUUAAUAAAUUAAGUUUCCAA
Molecule: messenger RNA, 1180 nt
Organism: Chrysoperla carnea
Lineage: Eukaryota; Metazoa; Arthropoda; Insecta; Neuroptera; Chrysopidae
Gene: 140up
Product: RPII140-upstream gene protein
Exons: 4
Coding region: 101-922 (273 amino acids)
Cellular component (GO): mitochondrion
Source: RefSeq, a predicted model, not a curated record